AUAAGGAACUUGAGGCACGUGACUAGCCCAGGUCAUUAAGACUGUCAGAACACUGGCUAGGCUUCUUGAUCUCCAGGCCAGUUCUCAGUCCUCAACCUAAUGUGUUCAUUCAGCUGGUGCCCUUUCUUCCACUAUGGGGUAUUGGGCCUGGGAGGGCUCCUGCUCUUGCUUGUGGUCACUCUGUUCACCUGCCUCUGUCUGCUCCGUCGGAGAGUGAAAAGAUUGGAGAGAAGAUGGGACCACCUUCCAGACCAAGAGCUCCACUAUGCCUCUCUGCAAAGGUUACCCAUAUUGGGCAGUGAUCAGGUCGAAGGAGAAACAGAAGACAUGAAGGAGGACCACAGCACUGACUACGCCUGCAUUGCCAAGAACAAACCCACCUGAGUACCCCCAGACACCUCCCUCACCCCAGGCGGGUGGUCAGGAUCAUCCUGUGGUUCACUCAGUAAAGACUAUGAUCUUGCCA
Messenger RNA from Ictidomys tridecemlineatus (thirteen-lined ground squirrel), 466 nucleotides. RefSeq names its product leukocyte specific transcript 1 (gene Lst1). Lineage: Eukaryota; Metazoa; Chordata; Mammalia; Rodentia; Sciuridae. The record is from RefSeq and is a predicted model, not a curated record. Gene Ontology annotation, cellular component: membrane. Gene Ontology annotation, biological process: dendrite development; immune response; cell morphogenesis.